AUGGCACCAAUCAUUCCCAUUCCAACGUUUCAAGCGGAAGUAGUAGAUGCGGCUCAAUACGAUCCCAUCCUCAUGCGUCAGGCCAAAGCCAGCGGCGAUGUAGCGGUCACCAAAUCUUGGACCACUACCAUUGGAUAUUUUGGACCCAGUCAUGUACGAUACCGACGUGAUCGAGGCGAUCAGGGAGAGGUCCACGUAGAACUCUUCUUGUGUCCCACUACCGAAGGAAAGAGUCGAGUCUUUUUGUUCAAUGUCAUGGUUCCUGGUAAACAACAGCCUCCAGUGAAUACGGCAAAACCUCAUCUCGGCCAAAAGCUAUGGAACAACCUCAAGCCUUCGACAUGGAAGCAACGAAUGAUGAAACGAAUUCUCCAAAACUUCUUUGCUGGAGAGCGGGGACACCUUGCGUCACACAGUAUUUUUGAUGGAGACGGCAUCUUUCUGCACAAACAAGGGAAUCGAAUGAAACAAGCCAAGAAGAGCUAUCAAGACUAUUCGACACCGUCAUCCGCGGAUAUCCUACUCAAUGCCUAUCGAAGAUGGUUGGACCAAGUGGCCCAGAAAACGCGAGCCAAUGGCUUGGACGCAGUUUCGCAGUCCGUGGUGGGCAGCAAUGCCUACGCGGCGGAUGAUGAUACGGCAAGGUCGCUCCUGUUGGAUCGGUACAAUACGCACACAAAAGACUGCCCACUUUGUCUAGCAUCGCUUCAAAAGAAAAGACGUCAAAAUGCCAGACUACAGGUGUUACAAACGGCACUUCAAGGUGCAACCGGUGCAUCUAUGACGUUGUUCCUAGUUGCCUUGGCCGCAGCGCAGGCUUCUGGCGUACGCCUCGCCCCUCUUCUGCGAGCACUUGGCUUUGCUACGGCAGGCACAUUUGGUGGUUCCCUUUGGAGCAGACAACAACAGGAGAAGCUGGACAAGAAGAUCAACUCCUUCAUCUUCGAAGACUAUAUUCACGCAGAAAAGAACUAA
Seminavis robusta is the source of this 975-nucleotide messenger RNA. Lineage: Eukaryota; Bacillariophyta; Bacillariophyceae; Naviculales; Naviculaceae. The record is from the annotation of a GenBank genome assembly.